UCACGGCGGCGCAAAGCGGUGCUGGGCGGGAAGGGAAGUCGUGGCGGCGGCGGCGGCGGCAGCGGGGACGGCAGCGACGGCGGCGGCGGCGGGGACCGCAGGAGCGGUGGUGCUGUCAGUUAGGCCGUCGGAGAAAUGGGAGACCCGGGGUCGGAGAUGAUAGAGUCUGUCCCUCCAGCUGGGCCUGAGGCAUCUGAGGCAACACCGGAUGAAAAUGAAGAUGACAUUCAGUUUGUCAGUGAAGGACCAUUAAGACCUGUUCUUGAAUACAUUGAUCUGGUCAGCAGUGAUGAUGAAGAGCCUAGCACCUCUCAUAGUGAUGAUGUUAAGCAUAAAGACUAUAUUGACCAUCAGAAGGAUAAAGUUGCUUUAACUCUGGCUCGUCUAGCCCGCCAUGUUGAAGUGGAGAAACAGCAGAAGGAAGAGAAGAAUAGAGCAUUCAGGGAAAAAAUCGAUUUUCAGCAUGCUCAUGGGUUACAAGAAUUGGAAUUUAUUCGAGGACAUUCUGAUACAGAAGCAGCAAGACUGUGUGUGGACCAGUGGCUAAAAAUGCCAGGACUCAAAACAGGAACAAUUAAUUCUGGAACAAAAAGUUCAUUCCGAAGAGGAGGCCAAAUGCGGGUGUCUGGAAAACCAAUUUUAUGUCCCAUAAUGCACUGUAACAAGGAAUUUGAUAACGGGCACCUUCUCUUAGGACAUUUGAAAAGGUUUGAUCACUCUCCAUGUGAUCCAACAAUUACAUUACAUGGACCAUUCAUCAAUUCCUUUGCUUGUGUAGUAUGUUACAAAAAUUUUGUUACUCAACAGCAAUAUAGGGAUCACCUCUUUGCUAAGGAAGCUGCAGAUGAUGAACAUAAAAACAGCCUUCUUCCUCAGAUUAUUCAGUGUUUUGCGUGUCCAAAUUGCUUCCUUCUUUUUAGCAGCAAGGAUGGGUGUUUGAAGCAUAUGUCUGGAAAGAAUCAUUUCCGUCAGAAUUUUAAACUGGGUGAUGACCAGGGAAUAGCACAUCCAAUAUUAUUUCCAUCUUUUGCAAAGAAACUUCUGAUCUCUCUAUGCAAAGAUGUCCCAUUUCAAGUUAAGUGUGUGGCCUGCCACCAGACACUACGUUCCCACAUGGAGCUCACUGCCCAUUUCAGAGUUCGUUGUCGAAAUGCUGGUCCUGUAGCUGUAGCUGAGAAGAGCAUUGCCCAAGUUGCAGAAAAAUUCCUAUUACGAGGUUAUUGUCCAAAUUGCAACCAAGUCUUUAUGGAUGAAACCAGUACCCGAAAUCACAAGCAGAAUUCAGGGCACAAAGUCCGAGUCAUUACCUCAAUGGAAGAAUCAGUCUUACUUUAUUGCCACAGCAGUGAAGGGAACAAACCUUCUUCUGACUUGCAUCUGUUGCUAGAUCAUUCAAAAUUUUCAUCACUUAAAAGAACUAUGUCUAUUCAAGAAUCAAGCUCACAAGAUUGUACCACUGUUCCAAAAAAGAAGAUGAAUUUAGAAGGUAGAAGCCAUGAAGGUAUGGUUUGUGUUCAGAAAGAAAAGUCAGUUGUAAAAACUUGGUUUUGUGAAUGUCAUCAACAAUUCCCAAGUGAAGAUGCAGUGGAAAAGCAUGUUUUCUCAGCAAACACAAUGUGUUAUAAGUGCGUGGUCUGUGGAAAGGUGUGUGAAGAUUCAGGGGUCAUCCGUUUACAUAUGAGCCGGAUUCAUGGUGGGGCACAUUUAAAUAACUUUCUUUUCUGGUGUCGGACAUGCAAAAAGGAGUUAACAAGAAAAGAGACUAUCAUGGCACAUGUGACUGAAUUUCAUAAUGGACACAGAUAUUUUUACGAGACUGAUGAAGUAGAAGGUGAAACUUUGCCAUCAUCUUCUGCAACAAUGGUGAGUAAUGUGACUGCUAAGAAUCCUUCUUCAACUAUUACUAUUAUUGAUCAUUCUCCAGCAAACAGUCCUCCAAGGGGUAAAUGGCAGUGCCGAAUUUGUGAAGAUAUGUUUGAUUCCCAAGAAUGUGUAAAACAGCAUUGCAUGUCUUUAGCAAGUCACCAGUUUCAUAGAUAUAGCUGUGCCCAUUGCAAAAAGACUUUUCACAAGGUAGAAACACUAUACCGCCAUUGCCAAGAUGAACAUAACAAUGAAAUAAAGGUUAAGUACUUUUGUGGGCUUUGUGAUCUUAUCUUUAAUGUGGAAGAAGCAUUUUUAAGUCAUUAUAAGGAGCACCACAGCAUAGAUUAUGUGUUUCUGCCUGAAAAAGCUGAAACUUCGAUUAAAACUGAGAAUGAUUUUCCAGUAAUAGAGACCAGUAACUUGUUAACCUGUGGUUGCCGUGAGAGUUACAUCUGUAAAGUCAACAGAAAGGAGGAUUAUAGUAGAUGUCUCCAAACCAUGUUGGAUAAAGGUAAACUGUGGUUUCGCUGCAGCUUGUGUUCAGCAACAGCACAGAGCGUAGCUGAUAUUAAUACUCAUAUCCAUCAAGUGCACAGAGAAGAAAACAGUGAGGAGGAAGAGGAGCAGCAGUAUGUGAUCAAGUGUGGCACCUGCACUAAAGCAUUUCAUGAUCCUGAGAGUGCUCAACAGCACUUCCAUAGAAAACACUGCUUUUUACGGAAACCCAGUGUGGCUCACUUUGGAUCUGAGAAAACAAGCCUGUACAAGUUUGCUGCUAGUACCUCACGUACAGAGAGAAAACUGAAACAGACAGUAAGCUAUCCGAAAAACUCAGACAUGGAGAAAGGAGCUGAGAAUGACCUAAGCUGUCAGAAUAUAGAUGAAGAAGUCGUUGAGCUUCCAGAUUUGGAUUAUCUGCGAACCAUGACUCAUAUAGUCUUUGUAGACUUUGAUAACUGGUCAAACUUUUUUGGUCAUCUACCAGGGCAUCUUAACCAAGGAACAUUUAUUUGGGGUUUUCAAGGAGGAAACACCAAUUGGAAGCCUCCACACAACUGUAAGAUCUAUAAUUACCUGAAUAGGAUUGGAUGCUUCUUCCUUCAUCCUCGUUGUAGUAAAAGAAAAGAUGCUGCUGAUUUUGCCAUCUGUAUGCAUGCUGGCCGUCUAGAUGAACAACUACCCAAGCAAAUCCCUUUCACCAUCCUCUCAGGAGAUCAAGGUUUUCUGGAGCUAGAGAAUCAAUUUAAGAAGACCCAGAGGCCAGCACAUAUACUAAACCCUCACCAUUUAGAGGGAGAUAUGAUGUGUGCCUUGUUAAAUAGCAUAUCUGAUACCACCAAAGAAUGUGACAGUGAUGAUAACCUGGGUAUAAAAAAUACUUCAAUAGAAGAAGAAUUGAGAUCCACAGAAGAAACAUAACACAGUAUCCCAGCUGAGAGGAAGGUGUAGCUGCAUCUUAGAGAAAUCACUGGUACCCGUGAACCAAGGAGCCUCUGAGAGACUUUGGACUGGAUGGGAUGAAAUAAAUCUGGUGUGAGAAGCUGGUGAAGGCCAGGAAAUGGAGAAACCACUUGUAAACCCAAGAAUGUCAUUCUUGUUUACUAUUGUAUUCCUUUGCCUGGUAUACAGUGGGCAUGCGAUAAAUAUUUGUUAAAUGAAUGCAUAUAUUAUAUGCUUCUCAAGACAUUAUAUAGCUAUGAGUUUCACUCUUUACCUGAGAUGCUAGAAAGCUUAAGAAGAAAUUUUUAAUGCCUGUGAGAUUUUGGCAUUUCAUGCUUUUGCCUCUCUAUUUCUACUUUAAGCCUUAUAUGCAUUGCCUUAAGUGAUUGUCAGUGAUAUCAAAAGUUUGUUGACUUUUGUCCCUAACUGGAAAUAACUUGCAAGUUCCUUAGUAAGCUCAUAUUAUAAUUCAAUCUGAGGUUAUAUCCAGAUUCUCAUUAUUUUGAAACACUCAACUUUAAUGAAGAAACUGCCAAGUCAUCCUAGGUUUCUCAACUUUGUAUUUCCUUCCUUUCUUGAAAAGACAGAUGUAGUUGAUGAGAUUUACAUAAAGCAUGUUUAUUAGUUUUCUGCCCUAAAUAUUAAAAUUCUCUGUUUUGUUAAUGCAGAUGUGGAAUUAGAAGAAGCUAUUAGAAGAAGUCUUGAGGAAAUGUAAUUGUAAAGUUAUUACCACACAACAUCAAGUGGCCUUGAAGAGACUCAGGAUAAUCAAUUCUUGAGUUUGUUUUCUAAAGGAGACCAGAAAUCUGUUGGUACAAAUAUAUUUGGAAACAUGUUUUUUUUGCUUUUGCAUCUGAUAUUUGCUUUGUAUUUUUGUGCUAUUUUGCAAGAUGUACAGAAGAAUAGAAUACAUGUUAAUGCAGAUACAAAUCAUGUAUUCUAAUAUAGUUAUCACAGUUUUCCAGUUAACUUUGAAUUUAUAUAUUUAGGUUAAAAGAACUAAAAAAUAGAGAGGCUCUUGACUAUUGUUUAUAUGUUUCCCAAAUAGCAUUAGUUGUUUAAUUUUAUUUGUACUGUACAGAUGAUUCUAGUUUAUUUUUUUAGGAGUGAAAAUGAAUAUAAAUAAAGCUGUCUUAGCUCAGUUUUUCUGUAAAUUCUGUUUCUUAUGUGACACUAAUAUAGAAUACCUUUGAGAUCUUUGUUUAUGAUUAUUAGAAGAGAGUAAUGGAAACUGAUCAUGGAAACAGAUUAAAAACUUUUACUGGACAAUGUUCUUUGUGGGUUUCCCUCAGCUGUAUUAUCCUGCUGUAACUGGAGCACCACAUUGCUGUAAUUAAAAACAAAACAAAACAAAAAACCCUAAUUUCUUUGAAAUUAUUGAAACCUUUUCCAUUCCUUUUACCUGCUUAGACUUUCAUGUGACUUGUAUUAUCUAUAGUUUAAAGGGAAUGAUGUCAAAAUGUUUGCAUAGAAUUAAAUGUAUUUUUAA
Molecule: messenger RNA, 4795 nt
Organism: Lutra lutra (Eurasian river otter)
Lineage: Eukaryota; Metazoa; Chordata; Mammalia; Carnivora; Mustelidae
Gene: ZNF451
Product: zinc finger protein 451
Exons: 15
Coding region: 136-3285 (1049 amino acids)
Biological process (GO): regulation of transcription by RNA polymerase II
Cellular component (GO): nucleus
Molecular function (GO): sequence-specific DNA binding; DNA-binding transcription factor activity, RNA polymerase II-specific
Source: RefSeq, a predicted model, not a curated record